AUGUAUGCCGACGGGAAUGCGACCGACUUUGUCGAGGAGCCAACAGGAUCAUCCGCGGCGGAAACGGAUGAUGAGAGACGAGGUCUCCACGCCCUGAUCCUACCCCUGCUCUUGGUGGUCCUAAUCAUCACGACCAAUGGCCUCAGCCUGGCUGCAUUCGCUGUCGAGAAACGACUCCGCGGCUACAACAACUACUUCAUCAUAAACCUUACAAUCUCGGACUUUCUCUUUGGAUUCCUCCUAAUCGUUACGGCCGUACACAGUUUACUAAGUCGCUCUCCGAUCCCAAAUAACAUUGGGUGCAGGCUGUUCUACUUAAUCUUCUUCGCCAUCCAGAAUGUGUCGAAUCUGAUUGUUAUUGCAAUCUGCAUCGAUAGACACCGAGCAACCUACGAUCCCAUCGGGCACUUCACCACCAGGAGCAAGCGAAAGGCCAUCUACGCCAACACCGCCGUGUGGGUUGUUUCGUUCCUCUUCUGGUUCUCCUUUGCCACGAUUCCCGAUUUCGUCCUGGACUACAACAAUGGUGAAAGUUGCUUCAUAUGGUAUUACCUGAACCCGAUCGCUCACAUUGUACCCGUCUUUACCCGGUUCAUCAUACCUUUUGUGGUGAUAUUGAUUCUCUACGUACGGAUCUUCACCAAGAUUAUGAAGACAUCCGGUAGGAAGCACAUCGACAGGGAGUUUGGUGGUGACCUUAAACAGUCUUCAGGACAGGCCAAAUCAGAUGGUGAUGGUGACAAGAAACAGGGCCCUCAGAGCACAGCUGAGUCUGGUGGUCAGAAGGUAGCCAAGCGUGAAUCAGAAUCGGAGGUUCGCAGCGCCACAAAGACACUCCUCUUCAUCAUCAUCGCCUUCUUCAUCACGUGGUGUCCAGUAUCGAUCGUAUCCGUUAUAUAUUCGAUCGAACCGGCUCUCGUUCCCUCCAGCUGGAUUCAUUUGGUACCGGGGUGGCUGGUCUACGUGAAUGGUCUACUCAAUCCGAUCUGUUACGUCGUCUCGCAACCGCUCUUUCGGAAAACCGUAUUCGGUUUGAUAUGCCACCCGACCCGUUAUUGCCGAGGUUAA
Messenger RNA from Lytechinus variegatus (green sea urchin), 1068 nucleotides. RefSeq names its product beta-2 adrenergic receptor-like. The record is from RefSeq and is a predicted model, not a curated record. Gene Ontology annotation, molecular function: G protein-coupled receptor activity; dopamine neurotransmitter receptor activity, coupled via Gi/Go. NCBI's taxonomy places the organism in Eukaryota, Metazoa, Echinodermata, Echinoidea, Temnopleuroida, Toxopneustidae. Gene Ontology annotation, cellular component: membrane. The coding region runs from base 1 to 1068 and encodes 355 amino acids. The transcript has 2 exons. Gene Ontology annotation, biological process: adenylate cyclase-activating adrenergic receptor signaling pathway.